UGUUAAGGAAAUCCCUGAGUUAUUUUCUGUUGGACGACAAAAGUAGGGAGUGAAAAUAGGAAAUUUAAAAAAAUGUCUCUACAUAUGGAGCACCGGAUACUGGCAAGAAAUAUCAAUAGACAGAAGAAACCCUCAAGAGGCAUUGCAGGUUCAAUUAUAUGUAGUGUUUUCAAUAGGAUAUUUGGGAACUUUCGGAGGAAAGAUCUUCAAUGUCAGGAAUUUGUGAAAAGACUCAUAAUAAGUCCUUUCUUUAAGAUCUUUAUGAUAACCGUCAUCACAUGUGAUGCCAUCUUUAUAGUCUUGUGGACAGACUAUGAAACAAAAUAUCAUUUAUUCAGAUUAUAUGAGGUUUCACAGAUCUUCAUUAUAGCUGUCUAUGGUGUUGAGUUGUUCCUCAAACUCUAUGUGGACCCUGUUGGUUACUGGGCGAAUGGAUACAACCUGCUAGAUAUAUGCAUUAUGUUCAUUAUUUCCAUUCCCUAUACUAUGAUCAAUUUCAAAGGCCUGCACUAUCCCUACCUCAACAUUGGCAAUGGCUUGCAGUCUCUGCGUGUUCUCAAGCUUAUCUCCUAUAGCCGUGGGAUCCGGACGCUCAUCAAAGCUAUGGGGCAGACCAUCUACACUGUCAACUCGGUGCUGGCCCUGCUCUUUGUCCUGAUGUUCAUCUUUGCUGUCCUGGGCUUCUGUCUGUUUGGAGUUUCAGAUGGAGGUGAUGUGGAUAACUGGGGGAACCUAGCUGUGGCCUUCUUCACCCUCUUCAGCUUGACAACGGUGGACAGUUGGACAGACCUGCAGCGUGAGCUGGAUGAUCGAAACUUCGUUUUAAGCCGAGCAUUCACCAUCCUCUUCAUCUUGCUGGCCACCUUUAUCUUCCUCAGCAUGUUUGUGGGUGUGAUGAUCAUACACACUCAGGACUCCAUUAAAAAAUUUGAGUAUGAUCUGAUGUUGGAGAGACACAUGAAGCUCAUGGAAGAAAAGCAGGUGAUUCUGAAGAAGCAGCAGGAGAAGAUCAUCAUGUUGAUGCAGUCACAGAAAAAUGCUGACUAUGCAAGUUUCAGUGAUUUGGUGAAAAAUUUCAAGAAAACCCUUCAGCAUAAUGAUCCAAUGGUCUUAGAUGAUUUUGGAACUAGUUUUCCUUUCAUUGAUGUCUACCUGACCACUCUGGACAACCAGGACACUACGAUCUACAAACUCCAGGAGUUGUACUAUGAGAUUGUGAAUGUGCUCAGCCUCAUGCUGGAAGAAUUGAAUGCGAAUCAGCAGCCCCAGCCUGAGAAUCAGCAGCCCCAGCAUGAGAAUCAGGAGGCUCAGGCUGAGAAUCAGGAGCCUCAGCUUGAGAAUCUGCAACCCCAGCCUGAGAAUCAGCAGCCCCAGCCUGAGAAUCAGCAGCCCCAGCCUGAGAAUCAGCAGCCCCAGCCUGAGAAUCAGCAGCCCCAGCCUGAGAAUCAUGAGCCCCAGCCUGAGAAUCAGGAGCCCCAGCCUGAGACUCAGCAACCUCAGCCUGAGAAUCAGCAGCUGCAGCCUGAGAAUCAGGAGCCCCAGCCUGAGAAUCAGGAGCCCCAGCCUGAGAAUCAGCAGUCCCAGCAUGAGAAUCGGCAGCCCCAGCCUGAGAAUCAGCAGCCCCAGCCUGAGAAUCAGCAGCCCCAGCCUGAGAAUCAGCAGCCGCAGCCUGAGAAUCAGCAGCCACAGCCUGAGAAUCAGCAGCCACAGCCUGAGAAUCAGCAGCCCCAGCCUGAGAAUCAGCAGCCCCAGCCUGAGAAUCAGCAGCCCCAGCCUGAGAAUCAGCAGCCCCAGCCUGAGAAUCAGCAGCCCCAGCCUGAGAAGACAGAUUAUGAGUAACUGGGCAUGGAGUGCACCAGCUAUGGCAGACAACCACCCCCGCCACACACACAUCCGCCUAUUAAACACAUACCACCUGAA
Messenger RNA from Erinaceus europaeus (western European hedgehog), 1920 nucleotides. Its product is annotated as cation channel sperm-associated protein 3-like. The record is from RefSeq and is a predicted model, not a curated record. Lineage: Eukaryota; Metazoa; Chordata; Mammalia; Eulipotyphla; Erinaceidae. Bases 73 to 1839 code for a protein of 588 amino acids. The transcript is spliced from 8 exons. Gene Ontology annotation, cellular component: membrane. Gene Ontology annotation, molecular function: monoatomic ion channel activity. Gene Ontology annotation, biological process: transmembrane transport; monoatomic ion transport.